Sabethes cyaneus is the source of this 515-nucleotide messenger RNA. RefSeq names its product 60S acidic ribosomal protein P2 (gene RpLP2). The transcript has 4 exons. The coding region runs from base 69 to 404 and encodes 111 amino acids. Gene Ontology annotation, molecular function: structural constituent of ribosome. Gene Ontology annotation, biological process: cytoplasmic translational elongation; translation. Gene Ontology annotation, cellular component: cytosolic large ribosomal subunit; ribosome. NCBI's taxonomy places the organism in Eukaryota, Metazoa, Arthropoda, Insecta, Diptera, Culicidae. The record is from RefSeq and is a predicted model, not a curated record.
AUCGUCAAACAAGUGAGUUCUGUUUAAUUUCUGUGCUGCUCUCGUUUCGUGUCCCAGCGACUUAAAAAAUGCGUUACGUGGCCGCAUACCUUUUGGCUGUCCUCGGCGGAAACGCCUCCCCCUCCAAUGCUGACAUCGAGAAAAUCCUCAGCUCGGUCGGUAUCGAGUCAGACUCGACCCGCGUCACCAAGGUCGUCAGCGAGCUGAAGGGCAAGUCCGUGGAGGAACUGAUCGCUUCCGGUCGCGAGAAGCUGUCCUCGAUGCCAGCCGGAGGAGCUGCUCCGGCUGCUGGUGCCGCCGCACCCGGUGCUGCCGCUGCCGCUCCGGCUGAAGAGAAGAAGGAGGAAAAGAAGGAGGAAUCCGAAUCCGAGGAUGACGACAUGGGCUUCGGUCUCUUUGAAUAAAAGAUCUACCCAUUGGAGUUUUACGACGAAUGUCGGUUGGAAGGUGGCAAAAUAUUUAUUUCUGUGAAAUAAGUACGGCACGAAGAAAAUAAAGAACACUUAAGAACAACA